Messenger RNA from Mesitornis unicolor (brown roatelo), 4941 nucleotides. It is a transcript of the gene TIAM1, whose product is annotated as T-cell lymphoma invasion and metastasis 1. NCBI's taxonomy places the organism in Eukaryota, Metazoa, Chordata, Aves, Mesitornithiformes, Mesitornithidae. The record is from RefSeq and is a predicted model, not a curated record. Gene Ontology annotation, cellular component: cytosol; plasma membrane; synapse. Gene Ontology annotation, biological process: small GTPase-mediated signal transduction; positive regulation of axonogenesis; activation of GTPase activity. Gene Ontology annotation, molecular function: protein binding; guanyl-nucleotide exchange factor activity.
AUGGGAAAUGCGGAGAGCCAGAGCGUGGAGCACGCCUUCUACGGGGACAAGCACGCCAGCCUGGGCCGCAAGCACACUUCCCGCUCACUGCGCCUCUCCAAUAAAGCCUCUCGCCGGACACGGCACGCUUCGUCCGGAAAGAUCAUCCAUCGUAACUCGGAAGUGAGCACCCGCUCCAGUAGCACCCCCAGCAUCCCCCAGUCCCUGGCGGAGAACGGCCUGGAGCCCUUUGCCCAGGAGGGCAACCUAGAGGACUUCGGAAGUCCCAUCUGGGUGGACCGCGUGGACAUGGGCCUGCGGCCCAUUUCCUACCACACCGACUCCUCCGUCACCCCCAGCGUGGACAGCAGCACCGUCCUCACCGCCGCCUCUGUCCAGAGCAUGCCCGACUCGGAGGAGAGCAGGCUCUACGGGGACGAGCCGCCCUUCCUGGGAGAGGGCGACGGGAGGUCACAUCGGUACGCGGCCAAUGGGACAAACUUCAUGGAGACGGCCAGCUUCAAGAAGAAGCGCUCCAAAUCGGCCGACAUCUGGCGCGAGGACAGCCUGGAGUUUUCGCUUUCUGACCUCAGCCAGGAGCAUUUAACGAGCAAUGAGGAAAUCCUGGGUUUGGCUGAGGAGAAGGAUGCCGAAGCCACCCGGGGGAUGGAGGCCGGCGGCAGCCCCCCCUGCCAGCGUGCCAACUCUAUGAGUGACUUGUAUUCCCCCAAAACCCCGAGCGCUACCGUCAACGGUGGCCCGCGAAACGCCUUUGGAGGGUACUGCCGGAAUUUAGUGUCCGACAUCCCAGAUAUCGGGAGCCAUAAGUUGGUAUCGGUUACCGCUGAGGAUGCGCCUUCCUACACUAAUUACAAUACGCUGCCCUGUAGGAAAUCCCACUGCCUUUCCGAAGGGGCCACCAACCCACAGAUUAGCCAUAGUAACAGCAUGCAAGGCAGGAGGGCGAAAACUACUCAGGAUGUCAACGCAGGCGAGGGGAGCGAGUUCACCGACAGUGGGAUUGAGGGAGCAGCCACCGACACCGACCUCCUUUCUAGGCGCUCCAAUGCUACCAACUCGAGUUACUCCCCGACUGCCAGCCGGGCUUUCAUCGGCAGCGACAGCGGGAGCAGCUCGACGGGCGAUGGGCUUCGCCAGGGGGUGUAUGAGAACUUCCGCCGGGAACUGGAGAUGAGCACCACCAACAGCGAGAACCUAGAGGAGGCAGGCUCUGCCCUCAGCGACGAGCAGAGCAGCGGCACUCUCAGCUCUCCGGGGCAGUCCGACAUCCUCCUGACGGCCGCCCAGGGCACGGUGCGGAAAGCCGGUGCUCUGGCAGUGAAAAACUUCCUGGUGCACAAAAAGAACAAGAAAGUAGAGUCAGCCACCCGCAGGAAGUGGAAGCACUACUGGGUUUCCCUGAAAGGAUGCACGUUGUUUUUUUAUGAGACUGAUGGCAGAUCUGGUAUUGACCACAACAGCAUCCCAAAGCACGCUGUCUGGGUGGAAAACAGCAUAGUGCAAGCGGUACCGGAACACCCCAAGAAGGACUUUGUCUUCUGCCUCAGCAACUCCCUUGGGGACGCUUUCCUCUUUCAGACCUCUAGCCAGACCGAACUGGAGAACUGGAUCACUGCAAUCCACUCAGCUUGUGCGACCGCGGUGGCAAGGCAGCAUCACAAAGAGGACACUGUCAAGCUCCUGAAAACAGAGAUAAAAAAGCUGGAGCAGAAGAUCGAUAUGGAUGAAAAGAUGAAGAAAAUGGGUGAAAUGCAGCUGUCCUCAGUAACAGACUCCAAGAAGAAGAAGACCAUACUAGAUCAAAUCUUCGUUUGGGAGCAAAAUCUUGAACAGUUCCAGAUGGACCUGUUUCGGUACCGCUGUUACUUGGCCAGUCUCCAAGGAGGGGAGCUCCCAAACCCUAAAAGACUGCUUGCUUUUGCCAGCCGUCCAACAAAAGUUGCGAUGGGUCGUCUCGGAAUCUUUUCAGUCUCAUCGUUUCAUGCACUGGUGGCGGCUCGCACAGGGGAGUCCGGAGUGAGGAGAAGGACGCAGGCCAUGUCCAGAUCCGCCAGUAAACGGAGGAGCAGGUUUUCUUCUCUUUGGGGACUGGAUACUACCUCGAAGAAAAAGCAAGGGAGGCCAAGCAUUAAUCAGGUCUUUGGUGAAGGAGUUGAUUCAGUGAAGAAAUCUCUCGAAGGAAUCUUUGAUGAUACGGUCCCAGAUGGCAAGAGGGAGAAAGAAGUGGCACUGAGCAGUGUCCAUCAGCACAAUCCCGACUGUGAUAUUUGGGUUCACGAGUAUUUCACGCCGUCUUGGUUCUGCCUGCCGAACAACCAGCCUGCUCUGACAGUCAUCCGUCCUGGGGACACCACACGAGAUGUGCUGGAAAUGAUUUGCAAGACGCACCAACUGGAUCACUCUGCUCACUACCUGCGUCUUAAGUUCCUGAUUGAAAACCAGAUUCAGUUUUAUGUACCAAAGCCAGAAGAGGAUAUCUAUGAACUGCUGUACAAAGAAAUAGAAGUCUGUCAGAAAAUUACACAGCACAUUCAGAUAGAGAAGUCUGAUACAUCGUCUGAUAUCUAUGGUUUCUCUCUGUCCUCCGUGGAAGAAGAAGGGAUUCGUCGUCUGUAUGUGAAUGGCGUCAAAGAGACAGGCCUAGCUUUCAAGAAAGGUCUGAAAGCUGACGAUGAAAUUGUGGAGAUUAACAAGAAAGCUGCUGAGGAUCUGGACUCAGCUUUGCUGAAAGAUGCCCUUGUCCAGCCUUCACUGUGUCUUACCGUGCGCACCUAUCCUGAGAUAGAGGAAGGGCAGAAACUCACGCAGCCACCACCACGGCGCUUGGAAAACACAGCCGACUUGAGUGACAGCGCACUGGCAUUUGCUGGGAGCAACCAAGGGCACUCGCUUUGCGGCGACCCGGACAGCUCCGUGGAGACAGCUCCAGAGGAGACAGAAGCGCAAGACUUGGAGUCAUCUGAUGAGGCUGACAAGAUGAGCAAGAGUACAGAGCAGGUCGCUGCUUUCUGCCGCAGUCUGCAUGAAAUGAACCCUUCUGACUCAAGUGCUCAUCCUCAGGAAUUCACCGGACCCCAGCUGGCCACCAUGAGACAACUCACAGACGCAGAUAAGCUGCGAAAGGUUAUCUGUGAACUUCUUGAGACAGAGCGCACCUAUGUCAAAGACUUAAAUUGUCUAAUGGAGAGAUACCUGAAGCCUCUACAAAAGGAAACGUUCCUCACACCAGAUGAGCUGGAUGUUCUCUUUGGAAAUCUGACUGAAAUGGUAGCAUUCCAGGUAGAGUUCUUGAAAACUCUUGAAGAUGGAGUAAGGCUGGUUCCAGACCUGGAAAAGCUUGAAAAAGUUGAGCAAUUUAAGAAAGUGUUGUUUUCCUUGGGAGGAUCCUUUCUUUACUACGCUGACCGGUUCAAGCUGUACAGUGCCUUCUGCGCCAGCCACACAAAAGUCCCCAAAGUACUGGUGAAAGCCAAGACAGACACUGCUUUCAAGGCAUUUCUGGAUGCCCAGAAUCCCCGACGGCAGCACUCCUCCACACUGGAGUCUUACCUCAUCAAACCCAUCCAGCGGAUCCUGAAAUACCCUCUCAAGGAGCUCUUUGCUCUCACUGAUGUAGACAGUGAAGAACAUUACCACCUUGAUGUGGCCAUAAAAACAAUGAACAAAGUUGCCAGCCACAUUAAUGAAAUGCAGAAAAUCCAUGAAGAAUAUGGGGCAGUGUUUGACCAGCUCAUAGCAGAACAAACAGGGGAGAAAAAGGAGGUUGCAGACCUUUCGAUGGGGGACUUGCUCUUACAUAAUACAGUGAUAUGGCUGAAUCCUCCGGCUUCACUGGGGAAAUGGAAGAAGGAGCCCGAGCUGGCAGCAUUUGUGUUCAAAACUGCUGUGGUUCUUGUAUACAAGGAUGGUUCCAAACAGAAGAAGAAACUUGGAGGAUCACAUAGAGCUUCAAUUUAUGAAGACUGGGAUCCGUUCCGCUUUCGCCACAUGAUACCUUUAGAAGCACUGCAGGUUCGAGCGUUGGCAAGUGCAGAUGCAGAGACCAAUUCUGUAUGUGAGAUUGUCCAUGUUAAAUCUGAGUCUGAAGGCAGGCCAGAAAGAACGUUUCACCUUUGCUGUAGUUCACCAGAACACAGGAAGGACUUUCUGAAGGCAGUGCACUCGAUCCUGCGGGAUAAACACAGAAGACAGCUUCUUAAAACUGAAAGUUUGCCCUCAUCCCAGCAAUAUGUUCCUUUUGGUGGAAAAAGAUUGUGUGCUCUAAAAGGUGCAAGGCCAGCCAUGAACAGGGCAGUGUCAGCCCCAAGCAAGUCUCUUGGGAGGAGAAGGCGGCGGCUGGCCCGAAACAGGUUUACCAUUGACUCAGACGCCGUCUACACGAGCAGCCCCGAAAAAGAGGCCCAGCAGCCCACGCACAGUGGGGACACUGACCGCUGGGUAGAGGAACAGUUUGACCUUGCUCAGUACGAGGAGCAGGAGGACAUCAAGGAAACAGACAUCCUCAGCGAUGACGAUGAGUACUGCGAGGCCAUGAGGGGCGCUGUGGCCGACCGAGACCUUCGGGAGCGGCUGGAGGGAAGCGCAACAAACACAAGAACAGAGCGCCCGCGCCCGCCCAUGGACACGCACGCCUCCAGGAUGACCCAGCUGAAAAAGCAGGCGGCCUUCUCCGGCAUCAACGGUGACGUGGAGGGCCACGGCGAGGAGGUCAUCUGGGUUAGGCGCGAAGACUUUGUCCCCAGCAGGAAACUCAACACGGAGCUCUAAACUGGUCCCUCUUCCCCGCCUGGAUGCGUAGGUCUCCCCAUCCCGCCCUCCAUCCCUCCCUCCUGCCCCCGCGCACCGCGGGGAGCCGACCCCGAUAGAUUGCACACUUGCACACACCAUUUCGGCAGCUCAAUUGGUCCGAAGCCAUGCGGCCACACUUUAGGCAACUGUAAA